AGUUAGAUUUAAUGAGUUUAGAUACAGCUCCAAUGUAUAAUAUUCACAAAUCUUUUUUAAGUUUAGUUGUCGUAAACUUAGAUUUUAGUUCUGCAAUUAUUAAAGUGUUUGUAGAAUUGAAGU
This is a messenger RNA of Funneliformis caledonium, 123 nucleotides long. The record is from the annotation of a GenBank genome assembly. NCBI's taxonomy places the organism in Eukaryota, Fungi, Glomeromycota, Glomeromycetes, Glomerales, Glomeraceae.